Messenger RNA from Hibiscus syriacus, 3084 nucleotides. RefSeq lists its product as uncharacterized. Lineage: Eukaryota; Viridiplantae; Streptophyta; Magnoliopsida; Malvales; Malvaceae. The transcript has 5 exons. The record is from RefSeq and is a predicted model, not a curated record. The coding region runs from base 1 to 3084 and encodes 1027 amino acids.
AUGCAGAAAGCUAUCGAUUCCAUGUGGAAGAAAGCUCUCAAUGGAAACAGUGCUCAAAUUAGUUUGACAGUGUGGAUUCAUCUUUACAAUGUGCCCUUAGAACUAUACUCUAGAACUGGACUAAGCUAUAUUGCAAGUGGCAUCGGAGUUCCUCUUUCUAUGGACUCUGUUAUUGCAUCUAGGAAGAGGUUAGAGUAUGCUAAACUAUGCAUUGAGAUUGGUCUGAAUGAUAAUAUUCAUGAGUAUGUGGAUGUGCUUAUGAAUGAUGGGUCUAUUACCUCAAUUCUUGUUGAGUUACCUUGGUUUCCACCAUGUUGUAAGAACUAUAGAGUGUUCGGGCAUAGUGAUAGAAACUAUAAAGAACAUAAACCAGCAGCACAAAUAACUACUCAAGUAUGGAAAAAGAAAACUCUUAAUACUUCUGUAGUUCCAUUAGAAGGAAGAGUUGAACUUCUUCAGAAGAAAAUGCAAAUUAAAGAUUAUGGAGCUGAUGAGAAUAUUCCUAAAGAGAGUUGUUAUAAUCAUAAUAUAACCUAUGGCCCUUCUGAUCACAUUGAUGCUACUGCUUCUAACUCUGCUGUUAAUUCUUCUUCUAAUGAAAACACUAUUACUACUGAUACUAAUGUAGCUAUUACUUCUGAUCCUAAUGUACCUCCUCUGAAAAACACUAUUACUGCUACUGAUCCAUCUGUAGUUAAGAAGGGUAGAGGUAGGCCUCAAAAAGAUAACACUAAAACUAUUCUUGAUGGUUCAAAGAACAUAUUUGCAAUUUUAUCUGCAUCUGAGGAUUCUGUUUCUCCUACAGAUCUUGUUCUUAAGAAAAGAGUUGCAUCUGCUGGAGUGGCUACCCUUUUAACUGAACUGAAAUCAAAGAAGAAAGACAUAAUAAAAAAGUUAAGAAUGUUGAUAGUGAAAGUUAGUAAUGUUGCUGUUAUUCUUGACAAUAAAUUCGAACACUGGAAUUCUAUUACUAACUAUGAUUUUGCUGAUAAUGGAAGGAUUUGGAUCAUUUGGAAAAAUAAUCUGGAUUUUUCUGUUAUUCAUGUUUCUAGCCAAUGUAUUUCCAUCAAAGGUCAUUACCUCAGUAUCCCACUGAUCAUUACUGUUGUUUAUGGAAGUAAUGAUGGAAUUCUUCGUAGACAACUUUGGCAACAUCUUUCUGAUUUAGGCAGGUUGUAUAUUAAUCUUCCUUGGGUUCUGGGAGGAGAUCUUAAUGUCAUUAUUAACUCCAACGAAAGAUCUAAUUCUUCCACUUUAGGACCUUUUCUUUCUUCUGAUAUGAAGGAAUUACAAGAUGCUGUCUUUGAUUUAGAACUCUCUGAUCACCCUUUCUUUGGCCCCACAUUUUCUUGGAGCAACAAACAACAAGACUCUUACCUUGCAAGGAAGCUUGACAGAGUCAUUGUCAAUCCUAAACGGUAUAGAUUAUUUCCGAAAUCCCAUAUGGAAUUUCAAGCUCCGGGAAUUUCUGACCAUUGUUUGGCUAUUACUUGGCUAACUAAAGAAACUCUUGUUGAUCAUCCAAAGCCUUUCAAAUUCUUUAACUUAUGGGUUCAACAUCCAAAGUUCAUGAAUGUAGUGAGACAAUCAUGGCAAACUCCUUCAAAAGGCAACCCCAUGCAGAAUCUGUUUUUCAAGUUAAAGCGCCUUAAAACUUGCUUGAAAUCUCUUAAUCAACUCUUUUAUAAUGACAUUUCAGCACGUGCUAAACAAAAGAAAUUAGAGCUGGAAACACAACAAUUGUUAUCUUUAAGAGCCGAAGAUUCCUUCUAUAAAGAGCUUCUUGUGCAAAACGAGCUGAAAAUCUUAGAAGAGGCUAAAAAUAUUUUCUUAAGGCAAAAGUUUAAAGUCCAAUGGCUUAAAGAUGGUGACAAGUGUACAAAGUUCUUUCAUUCGGCAGUUGCUGUUAAAACUAAGAGGGAAACUAUCAGAGUUCUUGUUGAUGACAAUGGAAACAGACUUGAAUCAUUUGAGUCAAUGACUUCCGAAUUGAUAGGGCAUUUCACAAACUUGAUUGGAUCUGAAAAUCCUGAAGUUAAAGUAUGUGACCAGACUUUACUUCAAGAAUUAUUUCAGUACUCUCUGCCUUCUGAUGCUUCCAAUGCUCUUAUAAAAGAUGUUACCAAAGAUGAGAUUAAGGAAGCAUUUUUCUGUCAAGGUAAUGAAAAAGCUCCAGGACCUGAUGGCUACACUCCUUAUUUCUUUAAGAACACAUGGUCUAUUAUUGAAGAAGAUGUGGUUGCUGCUAUUACUCAAUUCUUCAAGGAUUUUAUUAUGCUUCCUGCUUUCAACUCGACUUCAAUCACUUUGGUUCCUAAAGUCCCAAAUCCUUGCAAAGUCAAGGAUUUCGGGCCUAUUUUCCCGUUGUACAGUGGAAGGAACAUUGUUAAUAACACUCUUUUGGCACAGGAGCUUGUCAAAGGUUAUAGUAGGAAGACUAUCUCACCCAGAUGCUCUUUGAAAAUUGAUAUUCAUAAGGCAUUCGAUUCACUGCAUUGGGGAUUUGUUUUGGCGGUUCUUAAUGCUAUUGACCUUCCUCCUACUUUCAUAAAGUGGGUUGAAGCUUGUUUUACAGGAGCUCGGUACUCUAUCUCGUUCAAUGGAAGUCUCAUAGGAUAUUUCAAAGGGGCCAAAGGCUUACGGCAAGGUGAUCCAAUCUCACCCUUGCUGUUCGUGUUGUCUAUGAACAAAUGUGAAUUCUAUACUGCUGGAAUAUCCCCUAGGCAAAUUGAGGAAAUCAAGCGUAUUAUUGGGUUCAAUCAAGGAUAUUUACCAGUUAGAUACUUGGGAUUUCCUCUAGUUUCUAGGAAACUCUCUGACAAAGAUUUUGUUGCUCUCAUCAAUAAUAUUAGGGAACGUCUUCAUCAAUGGCCACAAAGACACUUGAGCUAUGCUGGUCGUUUAGAGCUUAUUAAAACUAUCCUGCUUAGUAUCACAAAUUUUUGGUGUAGGCAGUUAAUCCUACCCCAAUCUAUCCUUCACACAAUUGAGCAGCUAUGUUCACGGUUCUUUUGGAAAGGUUCGGACAAGGCAUCUUCGGGUGCAAGAGUGAGCUGGGGAAAGCUCUGCCUACUUAAAUCUUAA